GUUCACUGUGCAUCAGGAGCCGCGAGCUCCCGGGACUGCAACGGCCCGAGAACGCAGCAGGGUCGCUGAGCCGCAGGAGUCCAAUCGCUGAAUGAGAUACCCACGGACCACCAGCUGGACUCAAAUCCCGAGUCCCUGCCAGCAUCCCGGAGUCACGCGACAGACUUGGGAGCGGACGGGAUAUCGGAACUCCGGUCCCAGGUGCACUGGGGCGGUGUCGCUGUUCCUGGUGCUGAAACGCCGCGGGCACGGAAGAGUGCGGCAGCCGGCCCUCCCGGUACGGCGCUGCGGCCACUGCGGGAACUGUCCAGUGCUGAACACGGAUGCGGCCCGGACCGCGGGGCUUAGCCCGGAGCCUGCCACAGCCAGCGGAGCCGGGACCCUGCUCCCGCGAGCGCUGACGCAGAGCGCUGGGACAGCGGAGCAGCGAGCUCCAAGCUGGGCAUGGACCUGCAGAGACCCGACUCCUACCAGGGGGGAGCUGGCCCUGUCUUCAGCGAGCAUGUCCUCCACAAGACCAUCCUGGUGGGCGACAGUGGUGUGGGGAAGACAUCUCUGCUGGUCCAGUUUGACCAGGGCAAGUUCAUCCCAGGCUCCUUCUCAGCCACCGUGGGCAUCGGAUUCACAAACAAAGUGGUAACUGUGGACGGCAUGAGGGUGAAACUACAGAUCUGGGACACUGCAGGGCAGGAACGAUUCCGCAGCGUCACCCAUGCUUACUAUAGAGAUGCCCAGGCCUUGCUCCUGCUCUACGACAUCACCAACAAAUCUUCCUUUGACAACAUCAGGGCCUGGCUCACUGAGAUCCAUGAGUGUGCCCAGAGGGACGUGGUGAUCAUGCUGCUAGGCAACAAGGCGGAUGUGAGCAGUGAAAGGGUGAUCCCUUCGGAGGAAGGAGAAACACUGGCCAGGGAGUAUGGAGUUCCCUUCUUGGAGACCAGCGCUAAGACGGGCAUGAAUGUGGAAUUAGCCUUUCUGGCCAUUGCCAAGGAGCUGAAAUACCGGGCAGGGCAGCAGGCUGAUGAGCCCAGCUUCCAGCUCCGAGACUAUGUGGAGUCCCAGAAGAAGCGUACCAGCUGCUGCUCCUUUGUGUGAAGCCAAAGGAGCAGAGAAGAUGUUCCAGAGGCCCAUGGGGAUGCAGCUGUCUCCCCCAGAUCUGGUUUACUCUGAGCAGCAGAGCCAAUGGGGAGAAAGUUGGGGAAACCAGUACACAGCCCCCUCCCAUAAGGGAGCUUACUCCCCCUCCCAUCCUAGUUCCUGUAGCU
Molecule: messenger RNA, 1265 nt
Organism: Otolemur garnettii (small-eared galago)
Lineage: Eukaryota; Metazoa; Chordata; Mammalia; Primates; Galagidae
Gene: RAB37
Product: RAB37, member RAS oncogene family
Exons: 9
Coding region: 445-1095 (216 amino acids)
Cellular component (GO): Golgi apparatus; endosome
Molecular function (GO): GTPase activity; GTP binding
Source: RefSeq, a predicted model, not a curated record